AUGGUGCAUUGUUCUCGGAAUUGUGAUUGCCUUCUGGAUUGCCUAUGGCACACGAUACAUGGCUGGCGAAUGGGCCUGGCGACUUCCUUUCCUUAUCCAAAUGACUCCCAGUUUUGUCCUCGCCGCCCUCAUAUUGGUAUUGGGUUGGGUGAGUCAAAUAUAUGUUGGGGCGAUCGACUCUCGCUGAUUCGCCUAUACUUUAUCGGUAUCAACGCUCUCGUUUAUUACUCUCCUACCAUAUUUAAGACAAUGGGUCUCAACUUGAGCAUGCAACUCGUCAUGUCUGGCGUUCUCAAUGUCGGGCGGUUGGUCGGUGUCACCACUAGUAUCUGGGGCAUGCACGUUGUCGGACUUCGCAAGCUGCUUCUAGUCAGUGUGGCUCUAAUGGCCCUGUCUCACAUCAUUAUUGCUGCUUUGGUCGGUAUUCUUUCUAUCGACUGGCCAUCUCAUCAAGCAGAGGGGUAG
Molecule: messenger RNA, 465 nt
Organism: Penicillium paradoxum
Lineage: Eukaryota; Fungi; Ascomycota; Eurotiomycetes; Eurotiales; Aspergillaceae
Product: Major facilitator superfamily domain general substrate transporter
Exons: 2
Coding region: 1-465 (154 amino acids)
Biological process (GO): transmembrane transport; carbohydrate transport
Cellular component (GO): membrane
Molecular function (GO): carbohydrate:proton symporter activity
Source: RefSeq, a predicted model, not a curated record